GUGUUUUCUGUUCUUGUGAGGGAUGUGUACACUAGUGCUUGUUUCUACACAGACCGGCAGGGAUUUGGGAUGUGGGUGGAGUAUGAUGUCAGAUAUCAUACGGCGGGCGUUGAAGAAGUGCGUUUUGCACGGUUUAUUGAGGGAUUUUACAGUGCUGGUAUGGUACAAGUAGAGGUUUUGUGAUUCGGUGCGAGUACUACUGGAGGCAUGGCUUGUCACUCGGUGCUUUAUCAUACCUUGAAAAACUCGAGUGGAAGGGGAAAUGUGCCAGGGCGUUCUACUUGCCUCUUCCGGUAAGGGCUUAUGCGUAUUAUUUUAGUUUUCUCUCAACUGGCGUCUGGGUUUGUGGUGUUUCCUCCUCACCCUAGCUAGGAAAGGGGGAUCCCAACGUUCUAUGGGGCGCCCUUUUAUUCUGUUCAGGAGCUCUAUUCUGCUUUGACCUUGGUCCCACUACCAUUCCACUUCCUAUCAUUUAUAAAUCGCGAGUUUCACUAUUUGACGUUCUUCACUAUAUAGAUGGCACAUAUCAUACUCUCCCUGCUGGGGCGCGAUGAUAGCUAUCCUCGGGUAGGAGUAAUGAUAUCACAGGAAGGUUCUGUUGAUAGUCGCCCCUCGUAUAUCAAAUGUCCGUUGGACCCUGUGUCUUCAGCAGCGCUUAUGAGGCAGCAAGAAGCAAGUGCAAUCUACUUGACCUAAGCAGAAUUUGGGUAUAAGUAGUGGACACGGAGGGGCCUUUUUUUUUUGCCGAAUACAGUGAGGAGCCCCUGUGCUGGGCCGAGCAUGUAUGCAGAAAGGUCUCUAUCCUGAACUGUUUACUCACGGAUGGGUUUGACAAUAUGAAUUUUUGUUCGGGGUGGUGGUAUGAUAUUAGGAGCUAUAUUUGUAGCUGCUUCGAGACUUUCAAGUCUGCCUCGGUUUGACUUCCGGUUCCGUAGAGAGACUGUGCUGAUAUGAAGUGCUCAAUCGUCAUGGGAAAAUCAGAUUUUCUCAUAUGUACUAAAUUUACUAGGGGAAGCUUUCUAUGGCGUGUUGAAUUCAAUGUGCUUAUACUGUUUUUUCAUUUUUUUCAUUCCUUCUUGUCUGUCAUUCUAUUGUUACUGAGAGAGUUGAAACAAGAGGCUUGUGAAGGUUUGGGAUAAGCUCUUGUGUUGGGAUGGUCCGCUCCAGAGCUCUUAUCAUACCUAGCAGCUGACCCAAAACACAAAACCUGUGUAGUGGUUCACCAAUCUGAGUUCAUAAUUACGCCUUACGUAUCUCAUGUCAUGCCCAUCAUCCAGCAUCCAAAUAGCGAAAUCGGUGUGCCGCCAGCAAGCGAGGUCGACCCGGCUCAAUACGCCCCCGGUCUGUCUUCCGCUACUGCUAGUGGCCCUAGCUUGUUAUAUGACAGAGAACCGGAGGCUAAUCAGGAGCUCACUGCUCAUUCCCCAACCCAAGGUAUAACCCAUACUAGUAUUCGUAAUACUCAAGGAAGAGUUUAGCUGACAGCCCCUCAACCCCAGGGGAGGGAAUUCCCGGAGUCAUUGGAACCGGGCCUUCGAGAGUUGAGGAGGAUGGCCAGUUAGUUGAGAAUAUGUUGGCGCCUAUUAUUUAUGAGGAGCCUGAGCCUAUUAUUUAUGAGGAGCCUGGGCCUAUUAUUUAUGAGGAGCCUGAGCCUAUUAUUUAUGAGGAGCCUGGGCCUAUUAUUUAUGAGGAGCCUGGGCCUAUUAGUACUGCUAGGGCAUCGAAUAUCCAUUCGGACUUCCAGGAGAAUCUACACUUGCAAAACGAGGAUGAGAGUGGAGAUCUUCAGGUGAUGUGGUACGAGGGAGAGGAAUAUUAUGAAGAAGAUGCCCGUUAUGGGCCAAUGGAUCCGUCUAUGGUAUGUAUAAUAGAUCCAGCGGCGGAUAUCUCUCUGCAGUUGAUAUUAAACCAUUCUAGUUCCUCGCACUCCUUCCUGAGACCUUUGCCACCACUAGCAUUGGCCUUGUUGCUGGAGCCAUCACUGGAGCUCAGGGGCGCCAUGAUGGCAUGGCCCAGACCAGAGCCCAAGCCCGGGACGUGCUGUCAGACCAGAAUGAUGGCGACCGGCACCUCCCACUCCCAAGGCUCCCCGGCAAUAUUACCCCUGCGAGUGCUACCCGCUCAUUCACUAUUCCCGGCCGAACACGUGUGGUCCACCAAUCUGUAUGGUCAACCACUAGAGCCCCAACCUUCCGCAAUGCUGCUGGAGAGAUAGACAUAAACCUCAUCCCUCACGCCCCAAGAACGGACCUCCCCCCUCCUCCACCACUGGUCCCUUUAGCGAGACUGACGGAGGAGCCUCCAGCAUCUUGGUUCGAGGGAAUGAGCGAAGAUUCCAGAUGUCCUGUUUUGUUUCAACCUGACUAUGUUGUUGAGUACUCUUUCCCAUGUGGACAUGCGCUUUGUAGGUGGUGUUAUGAGCAGAUUUCUCUGGUUUCGGAUCGGCCGGUUUGUCCACUCUGUCGCAGGGAGAUUUAGGUGGAGGUCGUGGGAUUAAUGGCAGAGACAAAAACAGGAGGGGGUUGGGAUAGAGAUGGAGGUGAUUCGAUCCGUAUAACCUGUUUCCUCUGAUUAUAUGAACUGAAUUACAUUUGUCCAUGGUAAUUCUUGAAGUUGAGGUCAGGAUAUUUGGUUUAUCUAGCAUUGUAGUCAGGUUAAGCUAGAUACAUAGUUUGAUAGUGUUAUAACUGGGUUAAAUUAUAACAAAGAUGGGAAUAGAAGUGUUGGAGUUCAUGCAAUUCAAGUUUUAUUGAUCAAGAGGACAAUGAGAACUAUUAUUCUUAUCGUGGAGAAAAGAAGGAAGAAGAAUAA
This is a messenger RNA of Tuber aestivum (summer truffle), 2811 nucleotides long. The record is from the annotation of a GenBank genome assembly. NCBI's taxonomy places the organism in Eukaryota, Fungi, Ascomycota, Pezizomycetes, Pezizales, Tuberaceae.